GGUCCUAUCACAGUUACAUCAGAUGUUCAGUAUAUUCAGGCAAAAAAUUUUCAUAGCCCACUGGCGGGAAGAAACAAAGCGGAGGAUUCAAGUUCGAGAAACUGAGAUGGUAUUAGAACAUGAAAUGCAAUUGAAAACAUAUAGACACAUGUUAAAAUCCAGGAGAACUGAUGGAUCAGACUCUACAGACAGUUCAUCUGAACUCCUCAGUCUAGCAUUUGAUAUCUCAUUAUUGCCUGAAAGAGCAAUAUUACAGAUUUUCUUGUACCUUAGUUUCAACGAUAUGUUGGCAUGUGGUCAAGUUAGCCACUCCUGGAUGUCAAUGACACAAAUAAGUGCAAUGUGGACUGCUGUAGAUUUUUCUACAUCAAAAACCAUCUCAGAGAAAUGCAUAGUGUUUACUUUGCAAAAGUGGCGUAUAAAUGUGCUACAUUUGAAUUUUCGUGGGUUUUCCUUCCAAGCAAAAACAAUGAGAGCUGUCAGCCACUGUAAAAACUUGCAAGAGCUGAAUGUCUCUGACUGUCCAUCCCUCACUGAUGAGUCAAUGAAAUACAUUUCUGAGGGCUGCCCUGGGAUUCUAUAUCUUAAUUUAUCAAACACAACUAUCACCAACAAGACGAUGCGACUCCUGUCCAGAAACUUCCAAAACUUACAGAAUCUCAGCUUGGCUUAUUGCCGAAAGUUCACGGACAAAGGCUUACAGUACCUGGGCUUAGGGAACGGAUGCCACAAGCUCAUCUAUCUGGACCUUUCAGGCUGCAUCCAGAUUUCAGUACAAGGCUUCCGGAACAUUGCAGAAAGCUGCAGUGGAAUUAUGCACCUGAUCAUCCAUGACAUGCCAACUCUGACUGACCGCUGUGUAAAAGUUUUGGUUGAGAAGUGCUUGUGUAUCACAUCAGUGGUUUUCAUUGGGUCGCCACAUAUUUCUGAUUGUACCUUUAAAGAGCUUUCAACUUGCCCUCUCCAAAAGAUCCGGUGUGAAGGAAACAGAAUGAUUACUGAUGCAUGCUUCAAAAAUAUAGAUAGGAAUCAUCCCAACAUCACUCAUAUUUACAUGGUGGACUGCCAGGGAAUAACAGACGGUGGUCUCAAGUCACUGUCACUCCUGAAGCAACUGACUGUGUUAAAUCUGGCAAAUUGUGUAAGAAUUGGUGAUGUGGGACUACAGAAGUUUCUUGAUGGCCCCUCCAGCACCAAGAUAAGAGAACUCAACCUAAGUAACUGUGUGCUCCUGGGUGAUGCCUCGAUUGUGAAACUGGCAGAGCGCUGCCCUAAUUUAAACUACUUGAGUUUACGAAAUUGUGAUCAUUUGACUGACCAAGGACUUGAGUACCUUGUGAACAUCUUUUCUUUGAUAUCAAUAGAUAUUUCUGGAACAGUCAUCUGUAAUGAGGGUUUGUCAAUACUUUCCAAACAUAAAAGACUGAAGGAGCUUUCCAUAUCUGCGUGUUAUAAGAUCACUGAUGUGGGAAUUCAGGGAUUCUGUAAAAAGGCACCAUUCUUGGAGCACCUGGAUGUUUCUCAUUGUGCCGAGCUGACGGAUGACAUUAUGAAAACAGUGGCCAUUUACUGUGCUCAGCUCACUUCUCUCAACAUUGCAGGCUGUCCCAAGAUUACUGACAUGGGGAUGGAGAUAUUAUCGGCAAAAUGCCAUUAUCUGCACAUUUUGGAUAUCUCUGGUUGUGUCCUGCUUACUGACCAAACCCUUCAGGACCUUCAGAUAGGCUGCAGCCAACUCCGGAUCCUUAAGAUGAAAUACUGCAGUCACAUCUCCAUGAGGGAAGCUCAAAGAAUGUCCUCUAAAGUUCAACAGCAGGAAUACAGCUCUAGCGACCCUCCUCGUUGGUUUGGAUAUGACAGCAACGGCAAGCCUCUUAGAAGCCGUCAUGGCAGCCUACAACUCAAGGGCCACUGUGAUAUGAAAGUCAGAGAGUCAUACAGCAGUGAAGACGAAACAAUGUGACUUUCCGUUUCCAUUAUAAAAACAAAAAACCUAGAACUUGGCAACUUUUCAUUUGAUUUCACUGGCCUGGUCUCAAUGUAAACAAGUGGCAUCACAUUUGCUGCUCUUAUUUCAAAUACCAAUAUCUCUAUACAUAUAAUUAAUUCUGAUAAUUGUGAUCCCUAAACUUCAACCCAAUAGUUGUGAUGAGAUGAUCAACUCUAAGGUUAUAGUUAGAGGAAACAACCCUGAGAUGUGCCUUUUUUUUUCUCUUUGAGAAGGAAUUGGUUUCUUUCUAGACAGGAAAAGAAGUCAAAGUUUGAACCACACUUUAAGGAUGUGUGAGGCUUUAUUAUAAAAGACAUAGACAUACAUUUUUAUUUAUUUAUUUUCUUAUUGUUUGUGGGGCUUGAACUCAGGACCUGGGAGCUGUCUCUGAGAUUUUUUUGCUUUG
Molecule: messenger RNA, 2396 nt
Organism: Perognathus longimembris pacificus (Pacific pocket mouse)
Lineage: Eukaryota; Metazoa; Chordata; Mammalia; Rodentia; Heteromyidae
Product: dynein regulatory complex subunit 6-like
Exons: 16
Coding region: 23-1963 (646 amino acids)
Biological process (GO): SCF-dependent proteasomal ubiquitin-dependent protein catabolic process
Cellular component (GO): SCF ubiquitin ligase complex
Molecular function (GO): protein binding
Source: RefSeq, a predicted model, not a curated record